UCCCACUCCCUCCCGAGUCCCGACCCCCUCGCCGCGUCGAUCGAAUCCCGAAUCCCAAUCCCCGGCCAGCCGCCGUCGCCGCCGCCGCCGCGAUGAGCGUGGUGGGGCUCGACGUGGGCAACGACACCCUGGUGGCGGCGGCGGCGCGGCAGCGUGGGAUCGACGUGCUGCUCAACGCCGAGUCCAAGCGCGAGUCGCCGGCCGCCGUCGCCUUCUCCCACAGCGCGCGCCUGCUGGGCGCGCACGCGUCCGGCGCCGCAUCCUCCCACGCCCCCUUCUCCAGCCCCAAGCGCCUCCUCCUCCUCGCCUCCCGCCCCGCCCCCCGCGACCUCCCGCGCCUCCCCUUCCCCGUCGACGUCGCCCGCUCCGGCGCCGGCGGGGGCGCCCGCGUCCACGUCGACCACCUCGGCCGCCGCAUCGCGCUCUCCCCGACCCACAUCCUCGCCAUGUUGCUCGCCUACCUGCGCCAGCUCGCCGAGGACGACCUCGGGGCCCCCGUCGCCGACUGCGUGAUCUCCGUCCCCUGCUACCUCACGCAGGCGCAGCGCCGCGCCUACGUCGACGCCGCGGCCGUCGCGGGGCUCCGCCCGCUCCGCCUCAUGCACGACCUCGCCGCCACCGCCCUCGGCUACGGCCUCUACCGCUCCGACCUCGGCGUCGCCGGGGGCCCCACCUUCGUCGCCUUCGUCGACGUCGGCCACUCCGACACCCAGGCCGGGGUCGUCGCCUUCGACGCGUCCGGGAUGAAGGUGCUGUCGCACGGCUUCGAUGCGGACCUGGGCGGCCGGGACUUUGACGAGGUGCUGUUCGAGCAUUUCGCUGAGGAGUUCAGGGACAGGUAUAAGAUCGAUGUCGUGGGUAAUGUGAAGGCGAGCAUGAGGCUGAGGGCCGCCUGUGAGAAGGCGAAGAAGGUGUUGAGCGCGAACGCCGAGGCCGUGGUCAACAUAGAGUGCCUCAUGGAGGAGAAGGACGUGAGGGGGAUGAUCCGGAGGGAAGACUUUGAGAAGCUCUGUGCUGAGUUGCUGGAGAGAGUUGUUGAGCCGUGCAGGCGGGCGAUGGCAGAUUCAGGUAUUGGAUUGGAUAAGCUGCAGUCUGUGGAGCUCGUUGGGUCAGGGUCUCGGGUACCUGCUAUUGCUAGAGUUCUGGCCGGAUUCUUUAGAAGGGAGCCUAGUCGCACAAUCAAUGUCAGUGAGUGCGUGGCUCGUGGUUGCGCGUUGCAGUGUGCAAUGCUUAGUCCCACAUUCCGUGUUCGGGAGUAUGAGGUGCAAGAUGUAAUCCCUGCCUCAAUAGGAUUUUGCACAAAUGAAGGCCCAAUAUCAGCAUUGACAAGCAACGCAUUGUUCCGGAGAGGCCAGCCCCUUCCUAGUGUUAAGAUAAUUACUUUGCAUAGGACCAGUGGUUUUACUUUGGAUGCUUUUUACGUGGAUGAGAAUGAACUGCCCCCUGGCACCUCAACACAAAUCGGUAGUUUUGAGAUUGGACCUUUCCAAGCACAUAGUGAAAAAUCUAAAGUGAAAGUAAAAAUCCGGUUAAAUCUCCAUGGACUUAUUUCAGUGGAAUCAGCUGUUUUGAUUGACGAUGAUCAAAGGGAUGCAAAUUCUGCUGACUCUAUGGAACUCGAUUCCAAUGAUAACAUGGAUCACAAGUCGAGAAAUGAACCGCCAAUGCACCGGCAGGACUUGCAAAUUGUUGAGUCUAUUUAUGGCGUAAUGAGCAAGCAGGAAUUGCUGGAAGCUCAAGAGCAAGAACAACAACUGGCCUAUCAGGAUAAACUUGUCGAGCGAACGAAAGAGAGGAAGAACGCAUUGGAAUCCUACGUGUACGACACCCGUAAUAAGCUUUCUGAGAGGUAUCGGAGCUUUGCUACUGAUUCUGAAAGGGAAGAAAUCUCAGUUAAUCUACAGCAGACAGAAGAUUGGCUUUAUGAAGAAGGUGAUGAUGAGACUGAAGCAGUUUACACUAGUAAACUCGAGGAGCUAAAAAAGCUUGUAGAUCCCAUUGAAUAUCGUUGUAAAGAUGAGGAAGCCAGAGCUGAAGCUACAAGGGAGCUUCUGAAGUGCAUUGUUGACCAUAGAAUGGCUGCCAAGUCAUUAUCUGCGCCUGAACGAGAUGCUAUUGACAAUGAGUGCACUAAAGUUGAGCUGUGGCUGAGGGAGAGCUCGCAACUACAGGAGUCCUUGCCCAAGAAUGUUGACCCUGUAGUUUGGUCUCAUGAAAUCAAGAAAAAGGAAGAGGAGCUGGACAUGUCAUGUAGCAAAAUAGUAACUAGCAGGGCACGGGGGCAUGACAACGAUGAUGGAUGCUAGCAGGUUCAGAUCAAAUGCAUAAAUCAGAUAGAGAUAUUAGACCUUGCUGAGGAUUCCCUGCAGAAUGGCCAUGGCCAGGUUUGACAUUUUGUAGAAAUAUACGGACGUACGGAUAUCUUCUAACCUUGCCAUACGAUCAACUCUGUACCACACUGCCCGCCAUUGGGUGCCUGCAUCUCAGUACACUGACGUGCAGUUUUCACUAGCCAUGAUUGUUGAUACAUGUGAAUUCUUUUUCUUCGUAAUCAGAUAAAGGUUGUCGUCUGCUUUAGUUUGAUGUGAACGUACAAGAUGAGAAAUGGAAGCAAAUUUGUGUGCAAUGUAUCUACUUACCAAGGAGUCGUCUGCUUUAGUUUCAUGUGAACGAACAAGAUGAGAAAUGGAAGCAAAUUUGUGUGCAAUGUAUCUACUUACCAAGGAGUCGUCUGCUUUAGUUUCAUGUGAACGAACAAGAUGAGAAAUGGAAGCAAAUUUGUGUGCAAUGUAUCUACUUACCAAGGACCGCAUAGUUAUAACUUGCUGUAUUCAUGUAUGGAAGAUAUGAUCAAUGACCAUAGAUCUUCAUGCUUGAAUGUUUUGUUGCAGUGAGAUUUUACUUUUGAA
Triticum dicoccoides is the source of this 2909-nucleotide messenger RNA. RefSeq names its product heat shock 70 kDa protein 16-like. Bases 93 to 2306 code for a protein of 737 amino acids. Gene Ontology annotation, cellular component: nucleus; cytosol. Gene Ontology annotation, biological process: protein folding. The transcript has 9 exons. The record is from RefSeq and is a predicted model, not a curated record. NCBI's taxonomy places the organism in Eukaryota, Viridiplantae, Streptophyta, Magnoliopsida, Poales, Poaceae. Gene Ontology annotation, molecular function: ATP-dependent protein folding chaperone; ATP binding.